UCCAGGUAGUCUGCUGAAGACCCAAGACUGAAUUCAGAGCCUGGUCUGCCGCAGAGCAGUGAAGCUGCUGUUUUUAAAAAACAUACAUCUCCCUGAUUACUGCCAGUCUGCUGCGGUAACGUAGAAGUGUGUCGCAGCAAAAUCAGGAGGUGAGGAAACCUGCUGAGUUCAUGUUGCAGAGGGUGGAGAAGCAGAGCCGGCAACAGGACGAAUCAGGAGGGGAGAGUGGAGGAAAAAAAACAAAGAGAAAAGAAAAAGUCCUCAGUGAGGAGUAGAAAGGAAUGAGAUGAAAGUCUAGACGGUUAAAUUGCAGCGGGCUGUGGAGAGCCGGCGGAGCAGAGCGGCGGCAGGAGCGCCUGUGGGCGGGGAGAGAGGAAGUGUGGUCGACAGGAGAGGAAUUUAAAGCCCCAUUGUUCUUUCUGGAAGAGCAGAGGCAGAGAGAGCUGAAGAGCCGAGGAGUCAAACCCGCCGACAGACGCUGGACGACAUGGACGUGAGCUCAGCCAUGGAGAAGAUGUCUGUGAAGCAGCGUGCAGGAGGUGCAGCGCUUUGUCACGUUUGUAAGGAGAGCUGCUCUGGAUUCCAGCCACAUUCUUGGAGGAAAGCGUGUAUCACCUGCAGCUGCAGCGUGGUCGACCACACUCCCGGAAGUGAUGUGGAGGACGAUCAGCGAAUGGGACGCCUGCUCGCAGACUCACCCUGCGCCCAUUUGACAGCGAAGGUCAAAGGAGGCGGCGGCCUUCGCAUGUACAAGAGGAACCGCAUGAUCGUGACCAACCCGGUGGUGUCACGUAAAGACCCGACCUUCAACACCACGACGUACGACUGGGCGCCUGCCGGCCUCAACCAGACACUGGCCAUGCAGUACAUGGAGCUCAUCCCGGAGAGGCGACGUCCCGUCUCGGGGACAGACGGAGCUUUGGAGCGUCGCAGGCAGCUCUUCAGUCAGCUCCCAGUCUACGAUCAGGACCCCAUGAAGUGUCAGAGCCUGGCCAGUGACGAGGAGAUUUCCUCCAUGCUGCUGUUUGUGAAGAGCUACAAACAGGAGGUGCUGGGAGUCGGGGAGGUGGCCUUACCUGGUGAGGGCGGAGCUCUGAGGGAAGCAGCCACUCAGAGGACAGCGAAGGAGGCCAAGGACCGCAGCAACAGCGAUAAGAAGGAUGCUCUGGAGCACCAGGACCAUGGCUUGACUAACAGCAACACUGCCUCUGCUACUGGCUCCACAAACGGAACAGACGACAGCAGUCAGACUGGAUAUCGGUGCACUGGUUGCCAAGGGGAGGUUGCCAAGGAGAGUCCAGCGGUUUAUGCUGGGCGUGCAGGUUACCAAAGCGCCCUGUGGCAUCCCACCUGCUUCGUGUGUUCAGAGUGUGGCCAAGGAUUGGUGGACCUGGUCUACUUCUGGUCCAAUCAGAAGCUGUUCUGUGGACGACACUACUGUCAGACGGUCUGGCCGCGAUGCUCAGGCUGUGACGAGUUGAUCUUCUGUCAGUCUUUUCACACGGCUAAAGACGGACGGACGUGGCAUCAUCAUCAUUACUGCUGCUGGAAAUGCGGGCAGAGCCUGGAUACACCCUGUCAGCACUGAGACUCAGUGCAGCGUUCAACACAGUUCAGUUCAGUUUAAGAAGUUUUAGCACUGCUCAGACACAGAACUACAAGGUCAGACGAGACAAAAAAAAAUGUUGAUUAGCUUUUUUUCUUUAAACAAAAGUAAUAACUAACGGAAAACAGCACUGAUUAAGUAGCGCUUAAAUUCUUUAAAUUAUAUGUUUAGUAGACAUUUAGUAUUUAAAAUACUGACAGUUAUAUAUUGAUGUUUGAAAUAGUGAAGACAUCUCGCUGACGUUGAAGUGCUUAAAGACUUGUUCAGUUGAGCCUACUGGUGUCUUUAGUACUUAAAAUGUUUAGUUGACACAAAAGUGUUUAAAGUACUUUAGAAAUAUUUGGAGGAUUUAUUAGCACUUAGUACUGACAGUGACUGGAGCCAGAUGUUUCAAAUACAAACAGCAGCGUACGGGACAAAAAAAAAAAAAGAUGGCUCAUUUAUCAUGGAAUAGAUGUUAAUGAUGUCAGAAUAUGUUAGAAGAGAUGUUAAAAUAUGUUAAUUCUUCAUGUUGGAUAAAGAAAUUUGACAAAACAGCCUCAACUGAAGAUCCACUCAGCUCAGAGCAUCACACCGUCUCCAUCAGCAGGAAAAGUUUGAACAUCUACAGCAUGAACAUCAGCAUUACACAAAGUAAACUCAUAAAUUAACUUUUAAUUAAUGUAAAGUUACUGCACAGGAUUUAUUUUGUCCUGCACAAUGUAACCAAGAGUUUCUCAGGCCACAUUUAGACGAAAACAGCCCUACUAAAAACAGAAAAAUCUUUCCUUUGCAUUUUUGAAAAUAAAAAAUCUACGUUUCUAUGAUAACAUUGUGAGAACGAUCCUCGUGUAUAUGCAAAAAACAACCGAAAACACUGUAGUAUGCAGGCCAGGCCAGUAGUUUGUGCCGUAACUUUAUAAAGACACACCACAGAAGAACAACACAUGUGCAAAGUGUAGCGCAUUUGGUUAUCGGUCAUAUCGGUUGGAUCAAAUUCUGUAUAAUGUAUUUCUGGACUUCUUCAUACUUUUAAAUAUUUAAGUAUGAAGUCAAAUUCAAAUAAUUUGAUGACAGUUUAACUUCUAGAGCCCAUGAAAAUAUUGUUACUUUAAAGCAGGAUCCAGGACCAGAACAUUUCAAGAAAACCUAAUUUAAUCCUUAAAGUUCUGCUUCAUGCUUUCAUAGAUUGUAUUGAUUGCGUUGAAGGGACAAACUGAUAAAAAAAAAAAAACAACAACAACAACCUCCUGCUGUAAUUAAAGCUUUGUUGUAAUUUUAACACAUUUUCAAUAGAAAUCACCAUGGAAGACUUUGCUGAUCAUGAAUUAAAUUAUAAUUAAUUUACAAGUCAGGUUUGAAUUUGUGCACAUUCAUGUUACACUUUGAUAUCACUCAGAAAUAAUUUAAUUUUUUGACUUUAACAUCAAAGAACUGGACAAGCACAAGGCUGGAAAAGGCAUAAACCUAAUUAGUAAUUAAUAAUGUUCUGCUGAAUUCUGUAAAACUGUUUUUUUUUCUGCAGGAGAUUUCAACCCACUGCCUUUUAAUACUCAUCACUGAACUCUGGUUGUGUUUUUGUUGUGCAAAGUUGCAAAUAGAAUAUAAUAUAGAUAGGGAUUUUGCUUUUUAUAUAUAUUUUUCUUUAUUUUCUUCUCCUGUUUGAUGUGUUAUUUCUGUAGAUUGUUUUUGCAUUUAAGGUCUUUCAUAAACAUGGAUCCCUGCUGCUAAAUGCUGCUUUAUUACAGUUAUGUUCCUGAUAAAGUUUUAUAUUGAAAGUAAAUGUGUGUAAACUGAGAGGAAAGCACUGUGAAGUAGACAACUCACAAUUUUUUCAAUGUGCUAAAGAAAAAAACUUACGCUAUUUAGCUUUAACCUACUUUUCUUCCCUGAAAUUAAUCGAUACAAGCAGCUGUGGUAUAACAGCUAACAUCUGCUUGCUUGUGAUUUUUAAUCGUUAACCUAUUGAUUUGACUGUGGUCAGAAAAAUGACAAUUUCAGAUUUUUUUUAAUAAAAAACAAUGUUCUAGUUAGCAAUAGGCCUUCUGUUUGAUGUGACCAGCUAGCGAAAUAUGUAGCAUAUAGAUAAAGUUUUGUAUUUUGCUUCACUUAAAUGGUGCAUUUAGAGGAGACCUCUGAAGUAAAAACACAAAGUUUCUGGCUGCAUAAUUUGCACUUUUGCAGUGUUAAAAAAAAUCCAUGAAAGUUUAGUUUACCAGAAAAAUAACAAUGUGCACUAGAUGGAGGCUAAUUAGCUUUAGCCUACUUUUGUUCCCUGAUAGAAAAUUAACAACAUAGUCUGUUUUUAUUUAUAGCAUAACAUUACCUGAUAUUUCCUUGUUUGUAACCUUUCAGUGACUUUUUUAAUUGAUCGCUUUUAGAGACAAAAACAAUAUUUAAGCAAGCGAUACUGUUUGACGUGAUCAGCUAAAUAUGUAGCAUCUAUGAAAACUGUUCAGUAUAAUGUUAUCUGUGACUCUCUGUGAGUCAGAUAUGGAAAUAUUAACCUGAAUAUUGGUAUUUUUGUUUGUGUGUCAGUAUGAGGUGUUUAGCCAAGCAAAAUAAACUGGAAGUGGAGGCUAGCUGCUAGCCUAGCUCAGUCA
Messenger RNA from Plectropomus leopardus (leopard coralgrouper), 4188 nucleotides. RefSeq names its product LIM and cysteine-rich domains 1 (gene lmcd1). The record is from RefSeq and is a predicted model, not a curated record. Lineage: Eukaryota; Metazoa; Chordata; Actinopteri; Perciformes; Serranidae. Gene Ontology annotation, molecular function: zinc ion binding.